Molecule: messenger RNA, 2102 nt
Organism: Vigna umbellata (rice bean)
Lineage: Eukaryota; Viridiplantae; Streptophyta; Magnoliopsida; Fabales; Fabaceae
Product: MLO-like protein 6
Biological process (GO): defense response
Cellular component (GO): membrane
Source: RefSeq, a predicted model, not a curated record
AAAUAAUCGAACAAGCUUAUCUCAAACAUCAUAUGUACACUCUCAGAUGUAAACCAAUAUCAGCACCCUUCAUCUGUUCCAUACAAAUCUCCACAACAUUUCGAUAAAACACAACAUAGGUCGGCGGUUACACAAUCUUUCGAACAUCUCUGAUCACAUCGUUUUUGUGUUUGAUUCCUGCAACGAUUGAGGAAAAUACCAGACAUGUCAUCCAAAGUUUAUGAGCGAACUCUUGAGGAAACUCCAACAUGGGCUGUUGCAGUAGUGUGUUUUGUGCUGCUUGCUGUUUCAAUCGCCAUAGAACAUCUUAUUCAUGGUAUUGGAAAGUGGUUCAAGAAGAAACAAAAAAAUGCUCUAUUCGAAGCGUUGGAGAAGGUCAAAGGAGAGCUUAUGGUGCUAGGAUUCAUAUCCUUGCUCUUAAGUGUUCUGCAAGAUCAAAUUUCAAAGAUCUGCGUGUCAAAACAUGUUGCAUCCACGUGGCAUCCUUGUGAGAACCCAAAGUCCUCAACGACAUCUGAGGAUGAAUCUGAGGAUAUUCAGAUAAAUUUUAGGAAACUGCUACAACUUUAUGACUCCAUACCAAGGCGUGUUCUGGCUACAAAAGGUUACGACAAGUGCGCUGAAAAGGAUAAAGUUGCUUUUGUUUCAGCAUACGGGAUUCACCAGCUGCAUAUAUUCAUCUUUGUGUUAGCAAUAUUUCAUAUCCUACAGUGCAUUAUAACACUGGGUUUGGGAAGAACCAAGAUGAGAAAGUGGAGGGCAUGGGAAAAUGAAACCAAGACCAUUGAAUAUCAAUUUUACAACGAUCCUGAGAGGUUCAGAUUUGCAAGGGACACAACAUUUGGAAGAAGACACUUGAAUCCUUGGAGUCAGUCAACAAUUUCCUUAUCCAUUGUUAGCUUCUUCCGACAAUUCUUUGGAUCAGUCAACAAAGUGGACUAUUUAACAUUACGACAUGGAUUCAUCAGCGCGCAUCUGGCACCGGGAAGUGAUGCAAGAUUUGAUUUCCAAAAGUACAUCAAAAGAUCACUUGAAGAGGAUUUUAAAACUGUUGUGGGAAUAAGCCCAGUCAUAUGGUUCUUUGCGGUGCUAUUCCUUCUGACAAAUACUCAUGGAUGGUAUUCUUAUUAUUGGCUUCCAUUCAUCCCAUUUGUUAUAAUCUUAAUAGUGGGUGCUAAACUUCAAAUGAUAAUAACAAAGAUGGGACUGAGGAUUACAGACAGAGGAGAAGUUGUCAAAGGUGCACCUCUGGUUGAACCUGGAGAUGACCUCUUCUGGUUCAACCGUCCACGCCUCCUCCUCUUUUUGAUUCAUCUCGUGCUCUUUCAGAAUGCUUUUCAACUGGCAUUUUUCUCUUGGAGUACUUAUGAAUUCUCCCUACACUCUUGCUUCCACGAAACAACUGCAGAUAUUGUCAUUAGACUUACAAUGGGGGUUAUCAUACAAGUUUUAUGCAGCUAUGUGACACUACCUCUAUAUGCUCUAGUCACACAGAUGGGUUCAACCAUGAAACCUACCAUCUUCAAUCAGAGAGUGGCAUCAGCACUGAAGAACUGGCACAACACUGCCAAAAAGCAAGUAAAAAACAGUAAGCCAACCACACCAUUCUCAAGCAGGCCAUCAACGCCAACCUAUGGUAUGUCUCCCAUGCAUCUGCUGCAAAAACACCUUGCUGGUAGAAGUGAUAGUGCACAAACAUCUCCUAGAACAUCCAACUAUGAAAAUGAACAAUGGGAUAUUGAAGGCUCACCUUCCAAAAGCAACCAUGCAGCUGGUGAAGAAACUCAAAUGCAAGUAAUGGAAUCAGGCUCAAACUCAGUCCCAGAAUUGCCUACAAGCUCUCGGCUUGAAAUCAGAGUUAGUUCAUCAGAGUUUUCCUUUGAGAAGAGACAUCAUGGUGCAGAGACGAGAAGUGAAGAUGAUAGUUUUUAUUAAACACUUUAAAUGUACAGCUUAUGUACAUAUCAAAGUUCAUAUCCAUUCUUUUGCAUCAAUGCAGAGUCAUUUGGAGAAUGAGGCAUAACCUUGUUGAAGGAGCAUUCGAGGAUAUAUACGAUGUUGAAGGCACAAUUUGCUGUUGAAAAAUCAUGAUGUCUACAUAU